AUGGGGAGUGUCCGAACUGUCGCUUUCAUUAGGAACAAAGUUCAUACAGUAGACGAAGUCCGCCUCGCACGGGGUAUUGAAGUGGCACCGCCUGUACGUGCGUCUGUCACAAUGCUGCUGCGAAUAAUACUUGAAAAGUGACUUGUCAGCGAGAACUUGAACGAGAAAAAAGCUGAAAGGCCAAAGAAAAGUUCCGGCCUGUCUGUACAAGCCGUCGCUUGUUCGUUUCGUGGUAGACGAAAGCAAAGAACGACAGACUUCACUCACCAUUCAAACAAGCGGUACAUUAGACUUGCCUCGGCAACGUGGUGUGGUAUCCGGCUUUGGGCAAAAAAACAUUCUUGAGGAAAUCCCUCAGCGACUUGGAUAUUCACUUAUGUGCAUAUAGGUAUGCAGGAGCUCUGCUGAUGUAUGCGAAUGCGCCGUUCGGUCGGCGGCCCAUGGGUAUAUAUAGUCCUUCAGGCAGAAUCAACAGAAAAUUGAUCGAGCGGUUGACCGCGGGCAAAUAUUGGCAACUUGGGACUCUUCCGAAACUCGAAGCGCUGCAGACGGUUCAUAAAAAUGUCAAAGGAAAUGCGACUGCCUUUCAUAAAAAACCUAAAUAGAACGUACAGAGUAAACAAAGCUUCUGCGCAACUUGUAUGAGACUUCACAAGGAAUAUCGAAAAGUCUGCCAUAGCGAAAAAGAAGUUUCACCAAAGUGACCGUGUUCAGGGGGGUGAGAUUGUAUAGUCGGCAGAGGACGCCACGAAGUAGUGCGAGGGACGUUUGAAGCAUUUUUCGGUUAGACGCCCAAGAAAAGAAAGAUAUCGAAUGGAGAUAACUGAUGUGCUGAAGAAACAUCGAAUACACGCUAAAGACGCUCUAAGAGCAUUAAGCACGAUUAUGAACCGUUGACGUCACUGCAGUUACAGCUGGGCCAAUAAGCUGUCGUGGUUGUGCUUCAGUCAACUCCAUUCAGCAAUGUACUUUUACUGUUCAGGGACAAGAUGAUUGGGAAAACCUUCCAAUGGGCAAAGGGUUGCCGUAGCACACAGAGAUGUCUCUGUGAUAUGGGCUUCGAGCCUGGAACGUCAAUUAAUAAUUUACCGGUAAGGACAUGGCCUAAUUCCACAGGUCAGACGCAUUCCGUUUAAUCUCACUCCCUGGUUCCAAGCGAACUCAAGCAAUGGACAAAGCUGGAACGUAUACUCUCAGGAUCUUAUUGAAUGUAUUGCUUAAGUUGGUCGAGUAUUCCAGGCUUCGUUAUAUGAGAAGGCUUUCACAACGGACGCAUUCGGUGUAACCAUUGAACUAGGGACGGGGGACAGUACGCAAACUGACGAUGUUAGAUAGUUAGGGACGGUAAGCACGUCAUUGAGCUUUUGUAAUGCGUUUUACGUAAGUACAAGAUUGUCGGUCCCAAUACUGUUGAAGGCCUGCAUCGCGGUGUCCUAAACCAGCUCCGGAUAAACAAGGCGACUCCGUCUGGACGUUUGCUAGCUGAAAGAACACCUUUGUGAUCACUUUAAUGUCCAUUGGGGGAAAAAAAGCUUGAUUUUACAUUAGGGAUGAAAGCGCAUUUAUUUGUUCUUCUUCACCAGAUUCUAUGGAAAUCAACGUGAGCACAACUGCGAAGAAGAAAUGUUUUGAAGGGUAGUUCCUUCAAAGGUCGAUUGCACGAAAGCUUUUUUUAAGUCUCGAAAAAGAAAGAUAGCGUUUCAAUCUACGCGAAAUCGAUUCAGGAAGGCAGAAUGCACAUUUUGAAGUCUCCGAAUGGAUGGGUGGGAAUUCCAUUGUGAUCGAGUCGUAUUCUACCGCCGCCGUCUGCCACACCCAGAGUUUGCAUCGCUUUUCGCAUGGUCUGUUCCCAUUUCAAUUUUGAUUCGUCACCAGUUCUCUGUCCGGUGCCGUCGAGGAUUGAUUCGUUCGAGCCGAUCUAAAACGUAGUUUGCGCGAAGUGUUCGCUUCGCUGACGAAGAGUCUUUUCAAGCUCUACAUUUAACUUCGAAGCAAAUGAAAAAGUUUUCGUAGGAUAACACAGUUCUCUCAGUAGGGCUAUAGGACGUUGGGAGAAUACGAUCUUGAAGAUAGAGCAAUGCUUUAGGAAGACGGAACUUCUAAAGGACGGGAAAAAAAGUCAGCGCACGGUAUUCUUCAACUGGAAGCGUUCCUUCAAUUGUUGUCUAAAUAUAAUCUAGCAGGCAUAUCGCCCAAGGAAAUGCGAAAACAGACAAAGGAAGCUGAAAUUGCUAAUUUUUUUCUUACAACGGAAUAGAGUAUACCGUCUGCGGUUGAGUGUGGUAUUUCAGUUGCUUUUCAGUCAACGUCCGAUUCAAGGCUUUAGUAGAGAGAAGUCCACUCGGAGUGCGGCAACCUACCGAGGGCUUCGUUGAAGUCAUUGCUUCUGAACCAUAACCGCGUUUCCAAGAGGCGUUCUUGGUGCAUAUGUGACGAGAACACGUGAAACUUUGCUUUCUCGAAUCAACCUCUGUGCAGUGUAUACAGCUUUCAAGCUGAAUUUUGCAGACAGACCUGUUCAAGAAAGUACAUGCGCCUAAAGGUUGACCUUAAGAUACUGAGACCUUAAGAUAUUCCAAACGGCCGCGUACGGAAGUAAGAUUCGGGCCAGUGGUACCAUGGUGAAUACGGUUUGUGCCAAGAAACGGUGAGAGAAUCUUGCCCUGUUUCUCGGGAGCGGACAUUGUCUAAACAACCGGAAGAAGCUCGUGGUUCUGACCAAGCUUUCUUCACGCGAGCCGUGAGCUUGACUUUGAGCCGACGGAAGACCGCAAACGAACGUCAAGUGCAGCACGCCGCUGCUUCUUCGGCCCGGACCCUGCCCAGCGCGGCCAGAUGCUUCUUCUUCUCGUCAACUUCGUCAUCGCCGUUCUGGGCUACAGUGGUCGGGGCGCCGCGGGCGUCGACUGCAGCCGCGGUGCCGACUUUGGCGCGGGCACCGUGGGCGCGUUGUCCUCGACCCGAGCUAUCGUCCCGAGACGUCGGACGGCGACGUGCGAGGAAGCCGAGCAGGACUGCAUCGGCCGGCUGACUUGCGGCAUGGCCUUCCACGGCCACCGCCUGGACUGCAAGCGGGAGCUGGCCGGUCGCACCCCGGGGCGCUGCUCGGUCCACUGCCGCCAGUCUCUCGUCUCCCUGGCGAGCACCGAGGAAGGCUACGCCUACAUCGGCUGCGACUGCGGCGGCGACGACUACUGCCGGGCGCUGCGACUGCGGCUCGCCCCUUGCUGGUGGCAGAAGCCCUGCGCCUCGUCGACGUCGACCGCCAGCGCGACGGCGUUCCAGCUGCCCGGAGGUCUGACGCCGGUCGCUUCUUCGCCGUCUUCGUCGUCGCCGCCAUCGUCGACGUCUUCGACGACGGCAUCGUUGUCUGCGAGACCGCAGUGUUCCCGACUGGCCCAGGACUGCGUCGCGGACCCGGUGUGCUCGGUGGCGUGGGACUACUACCGCCGCUUCUGCCACGAGGUGCUCGACGGCGUCGCGGACAACUGCUCGACGCGGUGUCGCAACAGCGUGCGCAUCCUGGUGCGCAUGGAGAAGGCACACCGAGUACUGGACUGCGCCUGCGACGGUCGAGUCACGCGGGUCACGUGCGGAAACGAACUGAACCGGAUACGCACCGCCUGCUUUCACCUGGGCGGCAUAGAACCCAGUGGCGGAAGCGCAGGACUGCGAAGUGUAGGUGGUGUCAUGGGGAGUGCUCUGCUGUUGGUGUAUCUCUUGACCUCGUUUGCUUGGUGACUUUAGUGUGUCAGUGAGACCAGUGAAGUUCUUUUCUUUCUUUUUCUUGCAUGCGCAGCGGCGGAGACUGUGAUAGCACAGUCUCAUAGGCUCGAAAUCUGACAUCAAGAUAACUUCCUAAUGUGUAUGAACGACCAUAUAUAGUCACAGUUGGAGUACUAAUUGACGACGGACCCCUUGCACGUUAUGCUUCUUUUGGCAUUCAAUUUCUUGUAUGCUCAUUUUCGAAGCGCUCGCUUGCAGUGUAUAUGGAGCAGUAUGUUUUCCCGAUGGCGAUCUUAAGAAAGUGACGAGUACAGUCAACGGACUAACAGUGGGGGAGAAAGAAGUGACAAUAUCUGUUUGAGGCUAGACUAAUAUGCUGAAUUGAUCGCGAAGAUAAGUUAAUUCACAAAUAUAGGCGAUGAGGUGCAGGCCCAAAAUUGGUAUUCCACGAACUCAGAUACAUUUUCGAGAAUGCGAUGAUACUUCAGCGAAAGUAAAUCUCAUUGAUUACUGGAAAUCAGUGUGACUUUGGCAUAAUACCUACCGGACGCGAGCUCAUCUCAAGCGACUGCAAUGUUGCGGUGCCUGCAAGCGCUUCAUCCCGCGGACAUUUGAUUCAACGGAAGAAGACAAAGAAAUGGACACUCCACCUGUUAUCUCCUCUUCUCAAACUCCUUUACUGCGACAUAUACAGCAAUAAAUUUCACCUAAAACCGUGCAAUUUCGCCCAAAUUCUGUUCACU
Messenger RNA from Dermacentor andersoni, 4469 nucleotides. RefSeq lists its product as uncharacterized. Gene Ontology annotation, biological process: regulation of cell cycle. The record is from RefSeq and is a predicted model, not a curated record. NCBI's taxonomy places the organism in Eukaryota, Metazoa, Arthropoda, Arachnida, Ixodida, Ixodidae.